CUUUUUAUUUCUCCAGAGGGAGGGAUCCUGGAUCACAAAGACCCCCUGUGCUUUCUUAGUUAAGGAUAACAAUAUGGGUCUCUAGAGAUCUAAGCCAUCAGUGUGAAUCUCUCAGCAGCCACUGUCAUGUGUCAAGACUGCACACUGUGGCCAGUCCCUUGCUUUGCUGCCGAAGCUGAACACUUGGAGAGUGCAGUGGAUUCAGCAGCACCAACCUGAAGCUGUGCACUGUAAUCCUGUUUCAGUCCAGCAGUGGAACUGAUUUUGUUUGAGCAUGCACGCUGGUGGCACGGAACAGUUGAUAUUUGCACAACUUAAUUUGAAAGAAAACGGUGCAAGUAAGCAGGGCAGGGCUGUGCAGCAGGAGGUUCACCCUUUUGCAUGAGAUGCAUCGGUACAGUACGGUGAUCCCUGCCCUCGGCAGGGUCUGACCUGCAAGCUGAAGAGACUUUGUCCUGGCGUAGUGACCUGUCUGACGCGGAACGCCUCCCUGCAGUGCUGUGAUCUCUGCUGACAUUGCACGGAAGACCGGCUAAGUAAUUCAAGCAGUCGUAUGAGGACAAGUCCAAAGCCACCCCAAAGAAGCCUGGAGAACAGAAACUUUCGAAAGAGCCUUCAUCUUUGCAAUGUAUGCAUCUGGCAGUUGUGGCAUGUGGGGACCGGCUGGAAGAGACACUAAUCAUGCUGAAAUCAGCAGUUCUCUUUAGCAACAGGAGGCUCUGUUUUCACAUUUUUGCUGAGGAUUCCCUUAAGCCUGAAUUUGAAAAGAAGUUAAAGGAAUGGCCUUCCUCAUACACAAAGAAGUUUCAAUACAACAUUUAUCCAAUAACCUUCUCAGUAGGAAAUGCUCAGGAAUGGAAAAAGUUAUUCAAACCAUGUGCUGCCCAGCGCCUUUUUCUUCCGGUAAUUUUAAAGGAUGUGGAUUCUCUCCUUUAUGUGGACACUGAUGUUCUCUUCCUGAGGCCCAUCGAUGACAUCUGGCACAUCCUGAAAGAGUUCAACUCAACACAGCUAGCUGCUAUGGCCCCAGAACACGAAAUACCAAAGAUUGGCUGGUACAGUCGAUUUGCACGUCACCCUUAUUACGGGACAACUGGAGUCAAUUCUGGAGUGAUGCUAAUGAAUUUAACACGGAUACGCAACACUCAGUUCAAGAACAGCAUGAUACCGAGUGGUUUGACUUGGGAGGAAAUGUUAUAUCCAUUAUACCAAAAGUACAAAAAUUACAUUACAUGGGGAGACCAGGAUUUGCUAAAUAUAAUUUUUUACUUUAACCCAGAGUGUCUCUAUGUGUUUCCAUGUCAGUGGAACUACCGGCCCGAUCACUGUAUGUAUGGGAGCAACUGUAAAGGUGCAGAAGAAGAAGGUGUGUCUAUUCUGCAUGGAAAUAGAGGUGUCUACCAUGAUGACAAGCAGCCAACGUUCAAGGCACUCUAUGAAGUGAUACGUGAUUUUCCAUUUGAAGACAAUCUCUUCCAGUCUUUGUACUACCCUCUGCAGUCUAAGUUUCUGGAUACAGUGCACACUUUAUGUGGGAGAAUUCCACAAGUGUUUUUGAAGCAAAUUGAGAAAACUAUGAAGAAGGUGUAUGAAAAUCGUGUCAUUGUCUACUUGGGGGCCAACCACAGAUACUAAAUGUAGCUAUAUUUUUACGCAGUUUUUAAUUUUUGCACCCAUCUCAUGAAGCAUAUAAAUGAAGAGUAUGAACUCCUUUACUGAAACUCAGAAUUAAAGUAUUUUCCUUAUCCAACUUCCUAAUAACCCCUGAAAAUACAAAACCAGAGGAAAUCCUAGAAGUUUACCUAAACUGUCCUUUCUUAGGCCUUUUGUUCUCUUCCCGUGUUAACUCUUGGUUGCAACAGGGAGAGGUGAUGAUUCUCACUUUUAUUUGACAAAUUUAGUUUGGUUAUUUAAGUACAGCUGUAUUCACUGUAAUUUUUUUUGAAGUUGUGCAAAAGCUUGUACGGAUUUUAGGCUUGACAAAGAAGUUACAGUUUGAGCUAUGUAACAUAGGGAAUAUAACUCUUGAAAUGGCAGGGCAAAUAUUCUUGACUGUCACGAGAAUGCUGAAUUACAGAAAAGUUCACUCUUGUGAAAGGAUGAGUUAAAAUUUACCAUAGUAAAGGGAAAGUAUUUGCUUAAAAUUGCACUUCUGUCUGAAGUGUAUUACCUGCUAUUCUUCACAUGUAGGACCUAAGAUUUCUCUUACUUAAAAAGAUUAGGGGUAUAGAAGUGCCUAUUUACUUUGUAUUUUACCGCACUUUUUGUCUAGUCAUUUUUCCCUUCUGCUCUUCAGUAGUUUCUUGAGGGCUUCCCAUGAAGGAAUCAGAAGGAAAAUAAUUACAGCAUAACUAGGAAGGCCAUGUAGAAGAAAUGGGAGGGCGGUGCGAUGGAAGCUGUGGCACCUGCACAGCUGAUGGAGAAGAGCAAGGGAAUCCUUUCUUGCGUGGAUACGGUCAUGGUCUUCCCCUCCAGUCUCUUACAGUUUUAAGAAUGUAUUCCCUAACUUGGUAACACUAAUUGCAUUAGACACAGUCCAAGAAUAUUGUGAAUGUACAAACCCAGAUACUAUUCAUCUGUUUUCCUCUUUAAUUAAUCCUCCUUAAUUGCUGUUUACUGCGCAGUAACAAUGGUAUGCCACCGACAACUGUUCUUCCGUCCCUAUGUUGGGAGACGGCGAAUGCUGCUUCUGACUCCCCUUUUCUGCUCUGCCAGAAACCUGGGGCAUAGAAAUAAAUGUAUUUCUGCCUGGCACCUGCGUUCCUGGAAGCUGACAGUUUUAUGCUAGGGUGAUAAUGAAUAGCCUCAAAGUGAAAGAGGAUACAAGAUGGCUUUGAUGUUUAUUUAAAAUACUCCGUUUAGUUUAGAUUUUGAAAGUAUGACGAUCGUCUUACCAUAUGCACAGACAAGAGCUUAUUAAAACUUGCGGUAGCUGAAAGGUGCUCGGGGCAAGUCACAGGGGAACUGAAAGUGAGGACACUCUUAAAGAGCAGUGAUACAAGAGCAGACUCCCCGAGGAUCUUUUCUAAGCGUAGGCCCUGAAGGGUGUGCGUAGGUGAGUGCUUGAAGAAAACAGCAGAGAAAAUGAUAUUAUUUUCCAAGUCUGUAAAAGUUAGCCAUUACUUAGAACUACUCACUUUUAUAUCCAAUAGGCAAAGUAGGAGAGGGCUGAGGAGGGUGAGAUACAUGAAGCUUUUCUCUAAUGAAAGGAAAACUGAUACAGAUUGUAGGUCCUGUACAGGUGACACACAUUUAUUAGAGAUAAAUAUUUGGGGUGUGUGGAUGAGGGAAGGGAUAUGUUUCUGAAGUUAAAAAGUAGGAUUUCUGAAGAAUUGUGGUUUUGGGGGUUUCUACCCCAUCGAGUCAGGACUGAUGCACAGUUUCAUAAGAAAACAGACUUCAAGAGAAAGUCCUUUGAGCUUGUGCAUUCUUGUCUCCUUGUGUGGCAGCUCACGAGAGGAGGGAAAAUGCAGGCGUUGCUGGCCUCUGGGGCUGCCAGAUAAACAGCCCGUACACGGGAUGAAGUGCCGACAAACUUUUUCCAAACGCUGGAGUGUGAAAAUGUCCGUGACGCAUCCGCAAGCGUGCUGGGUGAAUGACACAAGAGGGCAAACAGCGUCACGACAGUCAUCUGAGGGACAGAGGUGUUAAGCUGGAGGCUUGGAAGAAGGGGCAAACGGCCUCGGCCCCAGCGAUUUCACUGCAGGCCUGUGCUCACAGGCACGACAAAUGGAAACCUCUGUUCUUUGCGCCUCUGUGUGCUCCAAAUUCCAAUCAGCAGCUCGUGCCUGUUUCUCACCCAGAUCCAUUAUCUCGCAGCCUUUGCCACACGUGUAAAUCGAUGUGCAAAGGACAGAGGCAGCUCUGCAUCUAUUUUGAUUGAAGCCCGGGACCCAGAAAGGCAUUUAAUAAACUUCAGUGUAGAUGUUCCUGUCUCGUGCAAUUUGCCUUAGUAUUUUCUGGUUUUACCUGAAGUUUUGGUUGCCACUUAAAAAGAAGAGCACAUCUCUCUGCACAGAGACAAGUUUGAAAACUCAACCCAAAUGAACCUGGAAGACUUCAGAGCCAGAAAACAAUGAAAGGAGAAUUCAACGUGCUGUUUUAAAAAGUUUAAAGUAAUGUAAGCCUAACAUACGACAGGUAAACCUUUCAGGCUAGCAAUGCUGAGAACUUGUAAAAAAUACUAGCUUGCUUUUUGAUCUUUAUUUUCAAAUACCGGGGUAAAGCUGACUGUAGGUCAAACGAGGCUAGAUGAGACGCAUGCUGGGCACUCUGAAUUCCUCAUUUCUAUGGUGUUUACAAGCCACAGAAAGUUGCAGAGCAAAAAUCUUAUUGCCCAGACAGUUGCAACUCUGGUGCUAAGCCUCUGAAGUUCAGGAGGCUGCGAUUGUGUAAGCUAUGAUUCAGCAGAACCUUGCAACUAUAGGCACAUUAAAAUGAAGGAAUGGAAUUCAUUACAAAACAAAGGCAUUAUUGCAUAUAAAGCGAUUAGAGAUUACAACAGUGCUUUUUAUGUUUACAGGAGGUGCUACAUUAUGUUUAGAAAGAACUGUGUUAUGUUCUCAACACCUAUUAAAAUAUAUGAAGUAUAUGCUUUAGCAUGAAGACUUUAGUUAAUGUAAUAUCAACUUGCAGGAAAAAUGGGGGAGGUUCCCCCCUGCUGUGCUUUUUCUGAGAAAAUAGCUACAACUUGAGUUCUCCAAAGUGUUUUAAAACAAUUAUGUAACUUUGAUAUUUUUUUGUUAUUGUUAGAAUUAUUAAUUUAUAUUUUAUUACAGCUUCUAAAACCAUGUUAUAUUUUGGUUUUAUCAGUAGUGGAUUCUCAUAUUAAUCUUAUUUAGAAACCAGUUUUAAUUCAUUUUGUAUUUCAUACUUGUGGCUAAUUCCUUGUUAAUUAGCCUUCAUUUAUUUUAAUAAUGGGAUGUGUAAAUACUUAUAUAGACUUUAUAUCGUCAUUUCCCCUUCCUCUCGUGUAUUUUAGUUAUUUCCAGUGGUAUAAUGUAACCAAAACACCUUUGCUAAUGCAACACCUUGAGCAGUGUCAUCAUACGUAGGGGGGAAACAAAAAUAGUUUUCCUGAAAUGAAUAGAGGCUCCAGCACACGGAAUGUAUUGAUAACAAAGGAAGAGAAUCACCUUUCACACUGAGAAAGAGACAGCAGGGUAGAGCCCGGAGAACUGUGCCCCAGCCAUCCGAACAUAAGCCCUAACCCAGCAGAUGUCUGAUACUCUGAAUUUUGCCUGUGUAGUCAGUAGGCUUCUAUGCAGUGCAUAAAGUUAAGCGUGUAACCAAGUCCUUGCUGUAUCAGCGUCAAACAUUCAGGUUUUAAAUUUGCUUUAUUAUACUUGAACUUGCUGAAGAUAGAUAAAAAGGGGCUUUUUAUUAAGAGCUGCUGAACACCUCCUUUUAGCCCAAAGCCUUUUAGGAAAGUGUCAGGCUACCAGUGCGCAUUGUACAACAAAGAACUGCCAGAGUGGGAAGCAUCUGGUUGCAUCAUUUAUAUAAUGUGAGAGUUUUUCUAGGCUAUUUGCCUGCAUCAUACCAAGUGGGCUUAGAUAGCUCCGCUAUCAUUUCACUUUCAGGUGGAAACUGGAAACUGCUCUGUGUGUGUGUACACAACAAGAGCACAUGUGUAAAGAAUUCUGUACCUUUAUCAUUUAAUUGCUUGUUUAUUUUUAUUUGACAAGUGCACCAAUUGUUUAUAGCUCCCAAGGAGGCCUAGCAGUGCAUUUCUGUGUUGAUUAAGAUCCUUUGGCUUACAGUACAAAUAAAUGAAGUUUUAAGCAA
Molecule: messenger RNA, 5787 nt
Organism: Tyto alba (common barn owl)
Lineage: Eukaryota; Metazoa; Chordata; Aves; Strigiformes; Tytonidae
Gene: GXYLT2
Product: glucoside xylosyltransferase 2
Exons: 10
Coding region: 631-1635 (334 amino acids)
Biological process (GO): protein O-linked glycosylation via N-acetylgalactosamine
Molecular function (GO): UDP-xylosyltransferase activity
Source: RefSeq, a predicted model, not a curated record